Molecule: messenger RNA, 357 nt
Organism: Adineta steineri
Lineage: Eukaryota; Metazoa; Rotifera; Eurotatoria; Adinetida; Adinetidae
Source: the annotation of a GenBank genome assembly
AUGUAUAGGCUGGACAUAUGCUUCCCUAGUAGUACCUGUAACAAUGUUGGUAAUGCAAUUUGUCCAUUUGGAUAUGGUUGUUUUAAAAAUAGUGAUCUCUAUUCGGAGAGUCGUCCGUAUUGUCCACCUACAUGGCUCUGUGAAACAGAUGUUGUUGAAUUAAAUGAACAAUGUGGAGGUGAAGACUAUGUCGGUGUAACACGUUCUGCACCAGGUCUUGGGUGUUAUGCGCGUAGCAAAUGGUGUUCACACUGUGCAACUUCAUGUCCAGGUCACACGACUGGAUAUGCUAAAGUGCAAAAUAAAAUUACGCAUACAUUUUUUGUUUGUUUAAUAAAAACAAAGAACGCAAAAUGA